AAAAAUUUCUCCAGUAAAAUUCACAGAUGACUUCAAAAAAAGGCAACAGAAACGAAAAACUGACGAAGGUGAAAGUGGGUACACUCCAAAAGAGACCACACAAAAAGCUUCAAAAAAACAAAAAAUUGUAGAAAACGCAAGUCAAAGUUCUUCUGCACCUACACGAUAUUCGGAACGUAUUGCCAGCCAAUACUCGGAUCUUGCAACAUCCACCAAC
Molecule: messenger RNA, 217 nt
Organism: Entrophospora candida
Lineage: Eukaryota; Fungi; Glomeromycota; Glomeromycetes; Entrophosporales; Entrophosporaceae
Source: the annotation of a GenBank genome assembly